Molecule: messenger RNA, 891 nt
Organism: Diachasmimorpha longicaudata
Lineage: Eukaryota; Metazoa; Arthropoda; Insecta; Hymenoptera; Braconidae
Exons: 3
Coding region: 1-891 (296 amino acids)
Source: RefSeq, a predicted model, not a curated record
AUGUGCACCCGCCGGCUGGCGGAGCGAUGCAGGGACUGGAGGGUGGACCGAGAGGACACACUCGCCGACCAUCGACGCAUCAGAUUUAGUAUUAAGGGCUGUGCCAAAUCGCAGCAGGACCGCCUGCGCAGAAACCCAAGGGCCACCGACUGGGACUCCUUUGAGAGGAACUUGAAGGAAAGGCUCGGGGUACGACGCGUAAGGCCCUGCAGGGAGGACAGGUUGGAGGACGAGGUGCAAAGAGUCCACGUUGCCCUAACCGAGUCCUUCAAGAUGGCAUGCCCGGCUAGACGAUGCAGGGAAGGAAACAAAGUGCCUUGUUGGAGUCGUGAGUUGGACAGGCUGAGAAGCCAGUCCAGGAGACUCGGGAACGGAGCGCACAAAUCGAAGAGAGCCGAAGACUGGACUCUGUACAGAAAUGUGCAGAGGGAGUACAAGAGGCUCAUAAAACGAUCAAAGGAGCUCACCUGGAGGACAUACUGGUCUUCUCGGGGGGGCCCUGCACAAAGGCUGGGUGAAAUCACGCUGACAAGCGGAGAGACCAUCGCAGAACCGCGAGAGGUCCUGGAGCAUCUGGUUCGCGCGCAGUGUCCGGACUCUACUAUAGAGCAUCCUGGAGAGUGCCCGGAAGUGGACUGGAAGCGAACAGGAAGCGGCGAUCCCGAUUGGGAGCUAGCCGCAAGAAUAGUAACGUUGGACAGGCUGCGGUGGGCGGUAGACUCCUUCGAAAUGUGGCGGGAAGUCAGGGUUGUCUUUAUCCCCAAACCGGGUAAAUGCAGCUACGACAACGCGAAGGCCUACAGACCAAUCAGCCUGAGCUCCUUCUUGUUGAAGACGCUGGAGAGGCUGGUCGACAGGCAUAUUAAGGAGGGGGUACUGAGGACUAACUAG